GCUGAGGCAAUCAGCGCCCACGCUGUUCUCUCCAGAUGCGCGUGACACAUUAACAGCCUUUUAUAGGACCGGGGUUAUUAUUUUAAAUCGCUCGAUGUCUUGGGUUAAAGCCGCUUCUCAUAGCGAAGAUGUGUUCGACGAGAACGCGGACGACCUCACGCUGCAGAGCAAAGAGUGGACCUCCAACAUGAAGAAGCGGGUCAAGGACGGGUACGUAGACGGAGUGGAGGCCGGGGAGGAGGCCUCGCUUCAGGCCGGGUUCAACCGGGGCUUCCGGGAAGGAGCCGCUCAGACUGUCGCUGUGGGCCGACUCAAAGGGAUCGUGAGUGCCGUAUGGUGCUGGUGCCAGGCCCAACAGCCGGAAAGCCCCCUCCCGGCCUCGGUGACCGACCUCCUGCGGCGUGUUUCACGGCACGAAGACGCAAUCGUGGAGAGCAUCAGGAUGGAUUUGGAGAACCCGCCUCCCAGCGUGAGCUCCGUCUCCGAGAGCAUGGAGGAGCUGGAGGUGGAGCGGGCCGAUUCAGGCUGCGGAAGAGAGGGAUGUAAAGAAAUGGACUGCUGCAAGAAGGAAGAAGACAUGGACGUUCCUCGGCAGCAGCAAAAGCUCCGUUGUGGGUCCACUGACUGCUCGAGUGAAGGCCUGAACGACCUCCUGAAGCGCUGCGUGGAUCUGGUGUCGGAGCUCCAACUCCCGGAGGAGCUGAUCGGUCACAUACAGGAGCUGAAGGACUCGUAGUGGUUUCAGAACCACGGCGGACGUGAACGAGCACAUGAACUGUGAAACUUAACGGGUUUUCAGUGUGAACUCUUUACAAUGAAGUGCUUUUGAUGUAUAUAAUGUAAAAUAGAUUUUGGCAAAACUUUGGAAGACGAAUGUUUACAAAUAAAAAUCCACCGCAUCCCUGUUCUGUUGUGUUGCCCAACACACAUAUUCAUAUUACUUUUUAUUUAUUAUAUAAACAUAUAUUUUUGUACUGUAGAACUGCUGUUCAUUUUUUCUAAUAUCCUGUGUAGGCCCUUUGCUUCCUUUGAAAUUGUUUUUUUUUUUUUUUUUUUUUUACUUAUAAAAUAUUUGAUAUUAUCAGAUUUGCAUAAUUGAACAAGCAAACUCCCUGAUGACGUUCAGUGGAAUACUUCACCCUCCUCACUGUGUAUUAUUACCUUUUGAGUUUUUGAAGAAAACGUUAACACGUCGUGACCUCUCUUAGGAGACAAGUGUGUACCAUUUCAAA
This is a messenger RNA of Cyclopterus lumpus (lumpfish), 1232 nucleotides long. RefSeq names its product OTU deubiquitinase with linear linkage specificity a (gene otulina). The record is from RefSeq and is a predicted model, not a curated record. Lineage: Eukaryota; Metazoa; Chordata; Actinopteri; Perciformes; Cyclopteridae. The transcript has 3 exons. The coding region runs from base 95 to 736 and encodes 213 amino acids.